Molecule: messenger RNA, 1311 nt
Organism: Vicia villosa (hairy vetch)
Lineage: Eukaryota; Viridiplantae; Streptophyta; Magnoliopsida; Fabales; Fabaceae
Exons: 1
Coding region: 1-1311 (436 amino acids)
Source: RefSeq, a predicted model, not a curated record
AUGGAUUGGGAUUGGGACGUUGACUUAAUGUCUUAUAUGGAUCUUGAAAGCGUGAUUAAAAGUAAAGGAUAUGGCAAUAUAAAGUGUCUUUGGUAUUGGAACCCUAUGUUUACAUUUACUCGAGGCCUUCGACCGUUGAAUAAUGACCAAGAUGUUCUAACCUUUAUUGAAGAUGUUAAAGGACAUAAUAUUGUCGAUGUUUAUGUUGAACACCCAGUUGAAAUACCUGAUUUUGUUGAAACGGAUGAAGUGAAUGUGGAGGAUGUGCAAGCUGAUAAAGUGAAUGUGGAGGCUGAUGAAGUAAAUAUGGAUGAUGCGCAAGCUGAAAAAGUGAAUGUGGAGGCUGAUGAAGUGAAUGUGGAGGAUGUGCAAGCUGAUAAAGUGAAUAUGGAGGAAGAUGAAAGUGAAACAGAUCCUAAUCAUGAGCCUAGUGAUGAGGAUGUGGAUGAAAGUGAUAUUGACUUAGGCCCUGAUGUUGAUGUAGAUUGGACAACAGUGUUGCCCAAUGAUCAAACUCAGAAUUCCUUAGGUCAUAAUGUAAUUUCUGAUAACGAGAGUUUUGAUUCAGAUGAGCUUCAAACUCCCCCAAAAAGUGAUGUUGAAGAUGAGACUGAGAGGUUUCCAAUUUUCAAAAAUAGCAAGAAAUUUGAGUUAGGCAUGAUGUUCAAGGAUAAGUUGCAAGUUAGAGAUGCCAUAAAAGAGUAUGCAAUGGAUAAGAAGAAAAAUGUUGUCUUAAGAAAAAAUGACAAGAAGAGAAUGGUUGUACGGUGCAUGGAAGGUUGUCCAUUUAAUAUGCGCUUUAGUAUGAGGACCGACAAUCUAUUUUGGCAACUUGUUAGCUUCACAAAUGAACAUAGUUGUUAUCAGACACCAAAGAAUAGACAAGCAAAAACAGAUUGGUUAGCUCGUAAUUUUGUUUAUACAUUACGACAUAGUCCUGACAUGAAUACUAAAGAUUUGAUUGCAGAAGCCAUGCAGAAAUGGGGUGUGAAGUUAUCAAGUGACCAAGCUUACAGGGCCAAGAGGAAAGCAAUGGAGCUGAUUUACGGGGCUGGUCGUGAACAAUUCACACAUUUAAGGAGGUAUGCUGAAGAAUUGCUCAAAUCAAAUCCAAACUCGACGGUUAAGAUACAAUGUGUUGUUUCCGAUUGUGGUCCUGUUUUUGAGAGAAUUUAUGUGUGCUUGGAAGCAUGUAAGGCUGCAUUUGCAACCACAUGCAAGCCACUUAUUGGGUUAGAUUCAUGUUUUUUAAAAGGGGACUUUGGAGGUCAAUUAAUAUCUAUUGUUGGUAAGGAUGAAAUAACAAGAUGA